Molecule: messenger RNA, 1915 nt
Organism: Vigna umbellata (rice bean)
Lineage: Eukaryota; Viridiplantae; Streptophyta; Magnoliopsida; Fabales; Fabaceae
Product: phosphoinositide phosphatase SAC7-like
Biological process (GO): phosphatidylinositol dephosphorylation
Cellular component (GO): endoplasmic reticulum
Molecular function (GO): phosphatidylinositol-4-phosphate phosphatase activity
Source: RefSeq, a predicted model, not a curated record
GGAAUGUCAAUGAUGAUGGAGAAGGUAGAGUCUGGACAGAAGCUAUACACGAAAAUGCGGCUUUGGGAAUUUCCGAAUCAGUAUGUGAUUGAACCAACAGAUGGAUCUUCUUCGGGUUCUUAUUUGUCAGUUAGUCGAAAAGAUGGCUCCAUCAAGCUCAUUGAUGAGAUUUCUGAAAGCAGUACCGUUCGAGUUCCUAAAAUUUUCACAAUUUAUGGGGUGGCUGGGAUGUUGCGGCUUUUGGAGGGAUCGUAUUUGCUGGCUAUAACCGGGCGUGAAUGUGUUGGAUCCUACUUGGGACAUCCAAUUUUCAAAGUUUCAUCUCUAAAGGUUUUUCCAUGUGAUUGUUCCCAACGCAAUAUCCCUUCUGAACAACAGAAGAAGACAGAGAUCGAUUUUUCUGGGAUAUUAAGAGUUGCUGAGAAGACUACGGGUCUGUUCUUCUCGUACGACGCCAAUUUAACACUCAGUACCCAAAGGCUAAAUGACCUUGGUGACGAGUCUAGGUCGCUUCCCCUUUGGAGACAGGCAGAGCCUCGAUUUCUAUGGAAUAAUUAUCUGUUGGAAGGGCUCAUAGAGAACAAGCUUGACCCAUACUUACUCCCUAUCGUCCAAGGCAGUUUUCAUCACUUUGAAUCUGCUAUCGGGAAAGAUAUUAUUGAAAUCACGUUAAUCGCUAGGAGAUGCACGAGAAGAAAUGGAACCCGAAUGUGGAGAAGAGGAGCUGAUCCUGAUGGAUAUGUGGCUAAUUUUGUGGAAACAGAGCAAAUUAUGAAGAUCAAUGGGUAUACAGGAUCAAUUGUUCAGGUUCGUGGUUCAAUUCCGCUGCCUUGGCAGCAAAUUGUUGACUUAACAUAUAAACCGAAGUAUGAAUUACUGAACCAUGAGGAAGCUCCCCGAGUUUUGGAGAGGCAUUUCUUAGAUUUAAGAAAAAAGUAUGGGUCUGUGUUAGCUAUUGACCUAGUUAACGAGCACGGAGGAGAAGGUCGGCUAUGCGAAAAAUAUGGAAAGACAAUGCAACAUGUAUCUGGUAAUGAUGUCAGAUAUCUGCAUUUCGAUUUCCAUCACGUUUGCGGGCACAUCCAUUUUGAUCGUCUUUCAAUCCUUUAUGAUCAAAUAUCUGAUUUUAUUGAGAGAAAUGGAUACCUUCUAUUGAAUGAAAAGGGAGAGAAAAUGAAGGAGCAACUUGGGGUUGUGAGAACCAAUUGUAUUGAUUGUCUAGACCGUACAAAUGUUACUCAGAGCAUGAUAGGCAGAAAUAUGCUAGAAUUCCAGCUUAGAAGAAUUGGGAUCUUUGGUGCCGAGGAAACCAUUAGUUCACAUCCAAAUCUAGAUGACAGCUAUAAGAUCUUGUGGGCUAAUCAUGGGGAUGAUAUAAGUACUCAAUAUACAGGCACUCCUGCUCUCAAAGGAGACUUUGUCCGAUUUGGGCAUCGCACAAUGCAGGGGAUAGUAAAUGAUGGUGUGAAUGCUCUUAUGCGCUAUUAUUUGAAUAACUUCUGUGAUGGAACAAAGCAGGAUGCAAUUGAUCUCUUACAAGGGCAUUUCAUAGUUUCUGCCAACCGAGAACAUAGUCCUUCUCAGAAUCAAGGCAUUGAAGCUAUUGCUUCAUUUCCUCUGGCUUUGGGUCUGGUUUUGACUGGCUUUUUUUUCACACUCAUGUCGUUGACGCAAGUCAGAUAUGAUUUUAAGCACUUGUUCUUCUCACUUGUGUGGGCAAGCAUUAGUGUUGGUAUAGCAGCAUUUGUGAAGGCCAAUGGUCGCGUUUUCAGCAACAGACCUCGCCUACACAAGCCCCGGUGUUGACUCCAUACACAGAUCACUGUUUGCAAUUAACAAUCCUCAACUGCACGAAUCUUUGCACUUCAAUGUCCCUUGCACACUUCUUAUGAUAUACUUAUUCUAUUAUUAUACU